AUGCUUUCGAAGCGUUUAUCGUUGGAUUUGCUAAAACGUCCCUUGGUUACUAAGAAUGGAAACUCUAGCGAAUAUAGAGAAACCUUUGCAGACUUGUUCUAUCGGUUUGCGAAUAAAUCUACUAUACCUGGUUUAAGCAAGUUGGGAGAACGCGAAAGCCACAAUUGUGAAAGAUUCAUUUGGUUUCUUGUACUUUCGCUGGCUUUCUUCGGAACGGUACACGUAUGCCUUCGUCUUAAGGAUCGCUUUGAUGCUGGCAAUAUGGAGACUGUUAUUAAUAGUACUCGAUAUCCUGUAUAUCAAAUAAGUUUUCCUGUGGUAUCGAUUUGCAAUCGCAACCAAUUGAAUUGGCAACGUUUAGAAGCAGCCAAAAGCAUGUUUUUACCACAAGAAAAUAAUACCGAAAUAUCAAAACUCUUUGAACUGAUUAUUACUGCUUACGACACCUUCCAAUUUGGUCAAUUUCAAGUGUUUCAAAUUUUGCAAAAUCGACCAAUACAUGCUUUAAGUCAUAUUAACUUUUCAUUAGUUUAUGAAUACAUGAGCUGGUCUUGUGAGGAGCUCUUGACGGACUGCAAAUGGCGUAAUAAUGAUAUUAACUGCUGCGAUUACUUUUUCCAGCGACGUAGUCAAAUUGGUUAUUGCUGGAGUUUUAACACUUUAGAAACGGAGGCGGCCAGAGAGAGACAAUUGAAAGAUCCCAACUGGCCUUUGCGUACAGGAAAUUCUGGCAUGAAAAGUGGCUUAAAGUUGAGAGUACUGAUAAAUCCAGAAAAUAUUUAUCCAGGAAAUGGAAAACCUAAAGGAAUUAAGGUUAUGAUAGCAGAACCUCAUGUAUGGCAUAAGAAGCCUUUACCUGUUCCCACCAACACAAAUGCAAUUAUCGAAGUGGAUCCGGUUAUAUUUUUCUAUGAAAAUGACACCAAACGUUUAAAAACCCAGGAAAGAAAAUGUGUAUAUUCGGAUGAACCUUCGAGCUAUGGAUUCAAGACUUUGCCCGGUGAAGUGUAUAUGAUGGAAAAUUGUAUAUCGCAGUGCAAUCAAGAAUAUUUACUAAAACAUUGUGAAUGCACUGUAGACAUAUUCUUUCCAACAGGAAGCUAUCCUAUAUGUGAUUUGAAAGGGUUAUUAUGUCUGUCACAACACUAUGAAUAUUUCCUUUACACUCAAGACCCUGAAGAACUACAAUAUGUGCCCGAUAAUUAUGGCAAAAGUAUGUUAUGUGAAUGUUUUCGCAAUUGUUAUUCUUUAAAUUUUAUAACGGAAAUGCGUACAACGUUUUUGCCAACGGAUAUACGUGGCAAUAAGUCAUACAUUGAUUUAGACGUGCAUUUCCGUUUCGAUACAAUGAUGGUCUAUUCAACUCAUUUGGUAUUCGGUUGGAUGGAUUUAAUAUCGGCUUUUGGAGGUAUUGCUGGUUUAUUUAUGGGAUGCUCUCUUAUCAGUGUUAUGGAAGUUUUUUACUUUCUUCUCUUCGAAUUUCCUUUGUUCGUUGAAAAGUUUUCAAGCGAAAACCGAAAUAAAAGUGCUAUCGUAAAUUUUUAA
Glossina fuscipes is the source of this 1545-nucleotide messenger RNA. RefSeq names its product pickpocket protein 19. Gene Ontology annotation, cellular component: membrane. Gene Ontology annotation, biological process: sodium ion transmembrane transport. The transcript is spliced from 8 exons. The coding region runs from base 1 to 1545 and encodes 514 amino acids. Gene Ontology annotation, molecular function: ligand-gated sodium channel activity. The record is from RefSeq and is a predicted model, not a curated record. Lineage: Eukaryota; Metazoa; Arthropoda; Insecta; Diptera; Glossinidae.